Molecule: messenger RNA, 2605 nt
Organism: Scleropages formosus (Asian bonytongue)
Lineage: Eukaryota; Metazoa; Chordata; Actinopteri; Osteoglossiformes; Osteoglossidae
Gene: ddx51
Product: DEAD (Asp-Glu-Ala-Asp) box polypeptide 51
Exons: 16
Coding region: 432-2501 (689 amino acids)
Molecular function (GO): ATP binding; nucleic acid binding
Source: RefSeq, a predicted model, not a curated record
UAGACUCCGGCUCCGGCUCCCAGGGACCCCGAAUGGGGCAAGCGGUGUGUAAUCGACUCCUUUAACCCCCUCAAAUGAAUGCGUUCUACUCUGUAAAUCCAGUUACGUCAUCACCAGCCGACCAGGAAAAACAAAUCGUUGCGCUGAACAUUACGUCAUCAAAACACGACAGUGAUCAACGCAUGGAGUCCUCUGCGUUCACGUGGUUUCUGUGUCUGUCAGCUAACUCGCUCUGACUUUGUAAACAUCGCGUAUAAAGAUGUACUUUUUAAACAGAAGUCUGAUGGCACGCGGCCAUACUCGUGAUCGUUGUUUAGCCAACCGUCGCUUGUUGUGAUAUUAAUUCCUCGCCGGCUUACUACUCCUGAGUGUCAUCUUUUCGCAGUCAGUUGAAUAAUAAAUUAUUCAAUUAUUAAAUAAUUGUGGAAGAGAUGGCGUUGUUCCACAUAAGCAGGUACCUUGGUGAUGAAGACGUUGAUGACCGGUGCUCCAGCGAGUCGCGGUCGAAGGCUCUGCUGGCCAAGCUACAGGAGCAGGCCAGGGCCAGGGAGCAGCAGCAGCAGCAGAGCUCUGUCCUUCAGCAGGACCAGAGCCCCAGCCCCGGCAUCCCCCCCAAGAAGACGAAGAAGAGCAGGCAGGAGGAGGAUGAGGAUGUUGAAAAGCAGGAACCCACAAAGAAGAGGAAGGAAGAGGUGAACUGGGAAGUGCCACUAAAAACUCAUUCACAGGACACAUCAGACCACAGUUCGGGUAACCGCAGCUUGACAAGCAAGAAGAGGAAGAACAAAGAACCCAGAACAGAACAGCCUGGAUCAGUGGAACUCAAUGAAAGUGUGCCAAAGAGGAAACUGAAACUUCCACAGCAUGGAGCUGAUGAUCUGGGGGGUGGUGAGGAGGAAGAGUCACAGCAUGAAGAUGAUUGCCCAGAAGAAGCCAUGGAACAAGCUGAACAUUCGAGGCAGAAUUCUGAGCAGAAAACUUCUGAUCCUGGUUUCACCAUUCUGGGAGGGUUUGAGAGCAAACCAGCACAGAAGGUCCAGAUGGUUCUGCCCCAGUGGCUUGCACAGCCGGAUGUGGUCCAGAGGGAUAUUAACAAGAACCUGGUCCCGAUUGGACAAGUGCCAGGGAUAUGCCCUCAGCUACUGGCUAAGCUGGAGAGCAAUGGGAUUCUACAUUUCUUCCCAGUGCAAGCGGAGGUGAUCCCUGCCAUCCUGGAAGGUGUUGGCCAAGGGUUGCUAGUGGGACGUGGUGGUUACAAGCCCAGGGACAUCUGUGUAUCUGCCCCCACUGGGAGUGGCAAGACACUGGCAUUCGUCAUCCCAAUUGUCCAGGCUUUGCUGAAGAGGGUGGUGUGUGAAGUUCGGGCCCUGGUGGUGCUGCCCACCAAAGAGCUGGCACAGCAGGUGGGGAAGGUCUUCCACUGCUACACAGAUGGCACUGGUUUGAAAGUGGGCAUGCUCACAGGUCAGAGGUCACUGUCGGCAGAGCAGGCCUCACUCUUGGAGAGCAGUGCUCGUGGUUGGUGCAGUUUGGCAGACAUUGUCGUGGCGACACCGGGGAGGCUCGUCGACCAUAUCAACAUGACCGAAGGCUUCAAUCUCCAGAAUCUGCGCUUUCUUGUAAUCGACGAGGCAGACCGGAUGAUCGAUAGCAUGCACCAGGCUUGGCUCAAUCAGCUGACCAAGGCAGUUUACAGUGGUUCAGACAUGGCCUCCAUCUUCAGAAGAGCAGAGCCUGGGCCGAUCACAGCAGCAAGCCACCUGCAGCCUCAGAUGCCCCUCCAGAAGCUCCUGUUCUCAGCCACUCUCACCCACAACCCAGAGAAGCUACAGCGGCUGGGCCUCCACCAGCCCCGCCUGUUCAGCUCCAUUCACAGCCGCCCAGGUGACCUGGAUGCAGGGCCCCAGGAGCGGUUCAUCUUCCCCGAGGGCCUAACGGAGUACUAUGUCUCCUGCACCCUGAGCAAGAAGCCCCUCCUCAUUCUCCACCUCAUCCUGCGCCUCAAGUUUAGCCCCAUCCUGUGCUUCACCAACUCCAGGGAGGCAGCACACAGGCUGCACCUGCUGGUAAAGCUCUUUGGGGGGGUUCAGGUGGCAGAGUUCUCCUCACAGCUCAGUGCCAGUGAAAGGAAGAGAGCUCUGAAGGACUUUGAACAAGGCAAAAUCCAACUGUUAAUCAGCACAGACGCUGCAGCCCGAGGCAUCGACAUUGAGGGCGUGAAGUGUGUCGUGAACUAUGAUGCACCGCAGUUCAUCCGGACUUACAUUCACAGGGUGGGCAGAACUGCCAGGGCGGGCAAAGCGGGACUGGCCUUCACCUUCCUGCUGGGAGUUCAGGAGAAGUUGUUCCUGCAGAUGCUCAAAGAUGCUGGGAGUCCAGGAAUUCAAAAGCAGAUUAUUAAGGCUGAAAACUUGAAGACGCUGGAAGCUCAUUAUGAGAAGGUGCUGCUGGAGCUCAAGAAGGUCACCAAGGAGGAAAAAGCUAAAAAGCAGCGCAUCUAGAUGAAGCAGCAAGUCAAAUGAGUAAUGGAAGAGUGAAAAGAAUAUCAAGCCAUGUACCCUUUACCCAAUAUUUUGUAUUUUUCUUGGCAGUGUUGUAAAUUGUA